This is a messenger RNA of Anneissia japonica, 2759 nucleotides long. Its product is annotated as NXPE family member 3-like. The record is from RefSeq and is a predicted model, not a curated record. The transcript is spliced from 5 exons. Bases 286 to 2109 code for a protein of 607 amino acids. NCBI's taxonomy places the organism in Eukaryota, Metazoa, Echinodermata, Crinoidea, Comatulida, Comatulidae.
UUAUAUCGUUGAAUGAAUAAUAAGCAUUCGCUAUACCCAAAGCUCAGAUCGGAUAUCAUACAACAAGGCGAGACAUCCGUAGUAUGAGACCAAGAGGAGAACAGGUAUUCAACCAACAAGCUAAAUUUAUUGAUCAAAAUGAAGAUACCAAGGAAUAUUAUCAUUGUUUCCAGUCAUGCUGGGUGUUAUGCAUGACGUCAGUAUAUAGUUCAUUCGAUCCAUGGAUAACCGUAGGCCCACUGUUUUUAGGUCAAAUUACCAUGAACUUGCACAACAGCACCGACGAUGCUCAUAGACGGACGAGGUAUUAGCAUUGGUGUUCGAAAAUGGCUAUUCAUAUUAUCUAUUGUUGUGUAUUCGGUUAUUUGCUAUAAAUCGUACACAGCAGAGUGGUAUACGACAUCACCUUUGAAUUCCUUUGAACGACAUAUUUCGGCACCGAGGCUCACCAACUUGGAUUCAAUUCGAUACUCGAAAGCAGAAAAAACCCCGGAUUCACUACUUUCAUUUUCCAUGAACAGCCAAACAAGCCUAGGUCACGUAGUCCAGGCGACAUCACCUACAGAGGUCGGUUUGUCCAGCUAUAAUGCCUUUGACCUAAAUGAAAAUCAUCUCGAUGUAGACCUACAGGUAACAAGCCCACGAAAAAGUACAUAUCGAAUCGUUGAACUACAGAAUAAAUACGUAAUAUGUGAUACGCUACACGUGUUUAUUGAGGCGCGCGAUGACAGUAACCAUCCUAAACAUUUCGGUGGAGAUUAUUUCCGAGCUAGAAUCUACAACAACCAGAAAUUAAACGCGAGUUCUUCGAAUAAUGGACCAAUAAUUGAUCAUGGAAAUGGUACAUACAGCGCAUAUUUUACGUUGCCAUGGAUUGGGUUAGUUAACAUAGAAGUGUCACUUAUACUACCAAGUGAAGUUAUCAGGAUCCUGAAAAGAAUAUAUCACGAACAUCCAUAUCGAAUGGUUUACGAGGGGAAAUUUCAAUUGGGAGGGAAAACAGAAAUCACAAAAUGCCACGUGCAUAUGAACACAUCCGUACAGUUAUGUAAUUUUACUGAUGAAGUCGCACAUCAGCCAUGGUUUUGUGAGAAACCAAAGCAUCUACCGUGCUCUUCUUGGAUUGAGCAUCACGGUAACUCACCACUGACAGAGAGUAUGUCCAAUGGAUUAUUAAUAGACGGGGAGCCGGCUGCGUUUAAAACAAAGAACAUCCGAAGGGUGCUCUUGCGUUCUCGGCCAGUGACAAUCAAAGUGCAAUCCAGUGAUCAAAUGGAAGGUUACCACCUGUGCAAGUCAAAUUUAGCCGCUUGUACUCCUACGAGCAGCCAUAUUCAAAACGACGGCAGAAAUAUGCCUAUGGUCGCUGGCUUUUACUACCGGGAUGUAUGGCAUUCAAACAUUUGUAACGCAAAGUACAUCGGUGUCUCUGCAACCCGAUCAUGUUUACAGAACAAACGUUUAUAUUUUUACGGAGACUCAACGUUACGUCAAUGGCACAAUUAUCUCCAGAUGAAUUUACCUACGUUGGAUGAUGUCACGUUAUAUGAGCACAGAUCUACAUAUAAAAUCGGUCCGUUGAUUGCGACAGAUCGAAAAAAUAAUUUUACAUCUUUGUUUUUUCAUCAUGGUCUACCGAUUAGAAAUUCGUGGAUGUUAACAAAGAACAUUAAAUACGAGUGCAAUGAAAUCAAUAAGUUAAAUGCAGAUCAAAACACUGUUGUUGUUUUGAAUUUAUGGGCACAUUUUACUAGUGUAACAUUGGAUGAUUACCGAUGGCGUCUCGUCUGCGUACGAAACGCGUUGACAAGACUCUACCAACGCAGUCCACGAACGCUUGUAAUCAUAAAAUCCGCUAACACCCGGUCUUUCGCUUAUACUCCGAUGUCAACGAUUAAUUUCAACGAUUGGUAUGUACAAAAAUUAGAUUCAGUAAUGCGCGAAGUUCUUAAAGAUGUUCCAAACAUUGUAAUUAUUGAUGUUUGGGAUAUGACAAAUUGUCACCGCACGGGUUCUGACGUUCACCCCCACGAGCUGGUUGUCAGAGAGGAAAUUAAGAUGAUGAUGUCAUACGUGUGUUCGGGUAAAAAUGCUAAAGGUAUUUCUUGAUAAUAUUACAUCUUAUUUUAACAUGGCAUUAUUGGAUCACUGGUUCCCCGAGUGUUUCAAAUCAAAGUGAAUUUAGUUGACUUCCUCCAUGAUUCGAUGGAUUUGAAAUACUGUCAACAGUUCGAUAGUUAUCAAUUAUAUUCCAGAAGUAGGAAAUCAGCUCUGUUCAGCUGACUAUCUUUUUAUGAUCUUGUUUCAUGUCUGUUGUGGCGUUGGAUUAAAAAAAUCAUCCUAAUAAAAUCACAACGGAAACAUAAAUUAAAAUGGAUCACUAAAGGCCAACUCAGACAGCAUCGGCCGACGCAGCCCGACGUGUUUAAUAUUUCUCACGACGGCAUAAGACUGUCCCCGACGAUAAAUCCUGUCGGGCUGCGUCGGCCGACGCUGUCUGAGUUAGCCUUUACAUCUAUAGAAUUGUACUUAUCGACUGAAAACAUCAGUUUCCUGCAAUAGCACCAAAUACUUGAUUUGUCUAUUGUUAUCAAAUCGGCAUAUAUUUUUAAGAAAAUGUAUUUUCAGUCAACACGAUUACCCUCCACUACCUGAGCUUUGAGAAAAUUGUAGGUCAGAAAUUGAAAGUAAUAAUUUCAAGAUAGGGAAAUAACGCUGAAGUUAUUAACUCUGACGAGUGGAAUGCACGCUGUACCUAA